Molecule: messenger RNA, 486 nt
Organism: Entamoeba invadens IP1
Lineage: Eukaryota; Evosea; Mastigamoebida; Endamoebidae
Exons: 1
Coding region: 1-486 (161 amino acids)
Source: RefSeq, a predicted model, not a curated record
AUGUAUUCAACACCAAGUUUACACACAAUAAGUCGACUGGGGAUGUUUUAUUACAAAAAUAACCACAUUGACGUUUCCAAAUUCAAUUACAGUGGGGUAUGUGGUGAUGUCUUCAAAUAUGGUCCAAAUACUAAAAGGGAUUUGGUUAUUGGGUCAUACGAUUUCAAACACAAAUGUAUCAGAGAGUCUGUAUUCCAAGCACUUGAGAUGGCACGAAUUGCAAUGCCCGAUUGUCGAAUCGUGUUUCUACUUUUCAGUUCAAUUCCAUCAACUUGUGUUGGUAAUUUUAAAAGGCUUUCAGACCUCCACGUCGAGACUUAUAAAGUGACAAGACACCCCUUCCAAGAUGCCGUUGUUUUUAGAUUCAUUGCAUUCAGAAAUUAUAUAACUAAACACAUCAACGAAAUUGUUGUUAUUAUUGACUUCAGAGAUGUUCUAUUCUUUGCAGACUUUUUCAGAACUUCCGAUGCGAAUGAAGUCAAUUGA